Messenger RNA from Paramecium sonneborni, 6081 nucleotides. The record is from the annotation of a GenBank genome assembly. NCBI's taxonomy places the organism in Eukaryota, Ciliophora, Oligohymenophorea, Peniculida, Parameciidae.
AUGUUUUUGGUUCUAAUUGAUUUUUUCAUAGUACAAGGUGCGUCGAGUCAAAUUGAGAAUUAUCAAUGUUUUAGAUAAAAUAUUACUUCAGAGUAUGAUUGUGAACGUUACUAUGAAGGACAAAGUUAUUGGAAUACAACAUCUUGUGUUAAAAAUGAAACUGUGAUUGAUUUAGUUGUAGUUGCAAGUGAGAUUAAUAAUGAUCCAACUUAUUGUAAUUAAGUUUAGAGUAGCCAAUGCUCUUAAAAUAUUAAUUGUGCCUUUAUUGAUGGUAUAUGUUGGCAUUUUACUGGAUGCAGUGCUUUUUUAAAAGAGAAAGAUGAAGAAUGCUAAUAAAUUUCUAUUAGAUGCAUAUCAAACGGCAAAUAAUGUGUAGAGAUAGGACUAUGCGAUGAAUACAUUACAUAAAAGUCAUGUCAAUAUGAUGAAAAUGGUGAAUAUUGUUAUUGGAAUUCUACAAAUUCACAAUGCUAUAUUGCUUAAAGUUGUGAAUAGUUGCCAAAAUCAUUAAAUACUGAUUAAUAAUGUAGAUAGGAGUUAAAUAAAUGUACAGUAGCAUAAUCUGGAGAAGGAUGUAUUGAGAGUGGUUUGAAAUGUUCUGAUCAUUUAUAUUAGAACUAAUGCUUUUGGAAUAGAGAUAAAAAAUAAGAAUGUUUUUGGAAUGGAACUAGUUGUGUUGAUAAAAUUUGUUAGAAUGCACUUAAUACACUUAAAACAGAUGAGCAAUGUAUGAGUUAUCUCGUUAUAUGUACAACAAAAUAAGAUGGAGGAUGUGUAGAGAGAACUAGUUGUGAUGCGGUUUAAAUAUAGGAAGGAUGCAAGAAAAAUAGGAAAGGAGAUGAAUGUUAUUGGGAUGGUACAAAUUGUUUAGACAAAAUUUGUAUUAAUGGUCCUUCAACUUAUAAAAGUAAUUUGGAAUGUGAAUAAUAUAAAUAAAAUUGCAUAACAAACGGAAAGGGUUGUGUAGAGAAUGUAAGUUGUAGUUCAGCAAAAAUAGAGGAUGCUUGUGAGAGUGAUAUUAAUAAUAAUAAAUGUGUUUGGAAUAAUAAUAGUUGUUAAAUUGCAAAAUGUGAAUUGGGUGAGAAUAGUUUAAUAAGUAAUUAAGAUUGUUCAAGGUUUUUAACAGGUUGUGUAACUAAGAAAGGAGGUGGAUGUAUGAAAAUAAGUAAAUGUUCGGAUUACAACAUUGAAGAGGCUUGUUUAAUAGAUGAGGAUGGAGAUGAAUGUUUUUGGAAUGAUGAAGAAAUUUGUGUUGAUAAAACAUGUGAAAAUGCACCUGAGACACUUUAAUCUCAUGAGGAAUGUUAAAAUUAUAGUGAGAUAUGUACAUUAGAUCCAGAAACAAAUUUUGGAUGUAUAGAUAUGAGAUGUGAAAAUAUAAGAGAUUAAUAAUUAUGUAUAGAAGAUUUAGAUGGAAAUAAAUGUACAUAUUAGGAAAAGUGUUCAAGUAAAGAAUGUAGUUUAGGGAAAAGAACAAGUGCAAUAGAAUGUAAUAUAUAUUUGAAUAAAUGCACAUUGAAUGAUGAGGGAAAUGGAUGUACAUUGAUUCCAUUAAGAUGUAGAGAUAAUAGUAAGAAAGAGAAUUGUUAUUUUAGAUUAGAUGGAGAAUGUGGAUGGGAUAAUCAAAAAAAUAUAUGUGUAGAUAAGUAGUGUUAUACUGCUGAUUAAAAUUAUAAUAGUAAUGAAUUAUGUGACAGAUAUCUUAAAGGAUGUGUAAUAAGUAAUACAGUAGGUUGUAUGAUUUUACCAAAAUUAUGUUAAGAUAGAAAGAGAAUUGAGAAUUGUCAUUUUGAUGAUGAUGAUGAUUGUGUAUGGGGAUUAGAUCAAUGUUAAUCUAGAUCAUGUUAAACAGCUUAAUUUGAAUUAGAUUUAAUAACUAUGUCAGAAUGCAAUUUAUAUAUAGAUUGUUCAUAGGAUAUUACAUAAUGUUGUAUAAUAAAUAAUGACAAUAAUAAUUGUUAAAAUAAAAGCACAUGUGAUGUUUUAGAGAAAUCUAAUUGUAUAACUAAUGCUGCAAUAGAAGGUAGUUGUGUUUGGAAUGGAAUUAAAUGCAUUAAUGCUAAUGAUUUAAAAUGUACUGAUUAUUUUGGAUUAAAUCAUUAAUAAUGUUAUGAUCUAAAGAAUACAUGUACUAUUAACAACACUGGAAAUGGAUGUAUGGAAUUAAAAGAAUGUGAAGAAUAUGUUAACUCAUCUUAAUGUAUAUUAAAUUUAAAUUAGUAAUUUUGUAAGUGGAAUUCUGUUUCCGGUAUUUGUUUCUCAUAUACAUGUUCUGAUGCUCCAGAUUCUUAUGAAUAUGCAACAGAUGAAUAAUGUAGAAUAUUCUAAAGUGAUUGUACUUUACAUCCUAAUAUUGGAGGAUGUGUUGAUAAAUUCGACACUUGUGAAAAAUAUUUAAAAAUAGAAUCUUGUUUCAAAACUAAUUUAUCAACUAAAAUCAAUUGUAUUUGGUAUAAUAAUGAAUGUAAAACCAUUAAUGUUUGUACAGAUAUCAAUUUUAUUCCUACUUAUUCUACAACUAAUUGUGAAUCUAUUCUCUUUGAAUGUAAAGUUAAUCUAACUAAUAAUGGUUGUAUGCUCAAAACUUGUACUGAUUAUUAUUACACUACUCUUGAUGAAUGUCAAAGUAUAACUUCAUGUUCAAUUAAUAAAUUAAAAAAUAAUUGUAUCCCAAUGAAAGACUAUUGUUAUUAAUACACAAAUAAAGAUGAUUGUUAUUUCUCUCUAAAAGAUGGAUUAUGUAUUUCAUAUAAAGAUAGCUGUGUAAUAAAAAAUUACUCCUGCAAUUUUAUGUCAGGAGAUGAUAUUACAUGUCCUUAAUAUAGAGAAGCAUGUAUGGAUAAUCCAAACAAUGAUAACUGCAGAAGGAAAAUUUGUUAAUCUCGAGUAUCUCCUAAAACAACCUUAGCUGAUUGUUAAGAUUUUGAUAAUGGUUGUACUUCAUAAAUUGAUUUAGCAUAAUGUACUGAUAUUAUGGCUAGUUGCUAAGAUUACUUUUAUCUUAAUCAUUGCCAUUAUUCUAAAUCAGGUUAUUGUAUAGUGAUAAGUUUAUAAGGAGAAGAUAAAUGUUGGGAUGUAUAUUCAAUAGAAUAAUGUAGUUAAAUAAGAUUUUAUUAUAAUGAGACUUGCGAAAAUUUAGAUAAAUGGUGUACAAAUAAUCCAGAUUUAAAAAGUACAUAAUAAUGUGUUGAAAAGACUUGUAAUAAUGCUAUAAAAUCUGAAUAUAAUCAUUAGACUUGUUAAGCUUGGUUAUCAACUUGUACUUCCAAUUAUACUCAAACUGGAUGCACUGAAAUUAAAGAUUUAUGUUCAGAUUACACUCCCCCCAAUUGUAUCUAAUCUUUAUAAGGUAAAUGCGAAAAUGUUGAUAAUCAAUGUGUACUUAGAUCAUGCAAUUAUUCCCCUUCCACUUUCUUAAACAAUUAAGUUUGUGAAUCAUAUUUAAGCAAAUGUACUGUUGCUAGAAUUGGAGGUUGUGUAAAAAGAUCAGAAAAAUGUGAUCUAUACACUCUUCAAUCAUAAUGCCACUUUGAUAUCAAAAAUAAUAGAUGUUGGUGGAAUCCUACAUAAAAAUAAUGUGUAUAACUCAAAUGCUCCAACAUUGAAAACACUUCCUUAUACUCCACUACUUAACAAUGCUAAUCUAUUUAAUAUAUUGAUUGUGUCUUAAGUAAUACUGGUUUAGGUUGUUAAGAUAAUCAAUAAUAAUGUGAAUCAUUUUAAUCAAAAUCUUCAUGUCUUGUUGAUAUUAAAGGAUAACCUUGUCAAUGGAAUAAUAAUUAAUGUUUCACUAAAACAUGCACAUCUGCUCCUAUUUCUCUAACAACCUUAGAAGCAUGUUUAUCGUAUUACACCUAAGUUAAAUGUACUACUAAAACUGGAGGUGGUUGUACAUUUUAAUUAGAUUUAUGUGAAGAUUAUACUGAUCAAACAUCAUGCAUCAUUUCUAAAAAGGGAGUUUUAUGUGGAUAUGAUUAAUAAAAUUAAAAAUGCUUAAUUAAGAGUUGUCAAACAGCGCCAUUGUCAUAUACAUCACAUAAUUAAUGUUAGAGUUAUUUAAAUACAUGUACAGUCUAGGCUUCAGGUAGUGGUUGUUAAACCAUCCCAAAAACCUGUUCAGAAAUGACUAUGAUACAAUGUGAAAUGAAAUAUUGCUUAUAUGAUAACGAUAAAAAUAUAUGUAUUAAUAAGACAUGCUAAAAUAAACCAGAUAACAUCACAGAUUGUACAGAAUAUUUUGAUUAAUGUUUCUUAGAUACUAUAAAAUGUAAGACUGCUAUAUGUGAAUAUUAUUUUUAUUAAACAGAUGAGGAAUGUAAAAAUAUUAUGCCUAAUUGUACUACAGAUGGAUAUUAAUGUAUUCCUAGAAAGAAAUGCAACUAAUAUAUAAAUGAAAUAAGUUGUGUAUCUCAACCAGAUGGUUAAUAAUGUUAGUGGAUUAGUAGUAAUUAAUGUUAAAUAAGACAAUGCAAUAUUGCUCCUAAAAGUUUGAUAACUCAUUCAGAAUGUCAAUAAUAUCUUAAUAAAUGUACUACAAAAAAAGAUGGAGGAUGUACUAAUCUAAUGUCAUGUAUAGAAUAUAACAUUUAUGAGUAAUGUUAAAUAGAUAGAUUUUAAGAACAAUGUGUUUGGGAUGGAAAUAAAAAUUUGUGCAGAGAUAAAGAAUGUAGAGAUUACAAUGGAUCUAAUCAUAAAUCAUGUUAGUCAAUUUCUUUAGAGUGUACAGCAGAUCUUUAAAGAAAAGGUUUUUGCAUGGAUAUUUUAGAAUGUUCUAUGUAUACAUAAAAAUUACAUUGUAUAAUUGGAAAUGAUGGAAGUUGUUUGUGGAUAAAUAAUAAAUGUUAUUAGUAUUCUUAAUGUGAAGAUAUUUAAUUUACAACUCACAAUGAAUGUCAAUAAAUUUCAAAAGAUUGUACAACCGAUGGAGUUUCAUGUGUUCCAAUUACAUUCUGUAAAAAUACUAAUCCAAAUGGAGGAUGUAUUAUAGGAAUAGAUGGAGAAUGUAUUAAAAUUAUUUAAAAUGGAAUUAGUUCUUGUUCUUUAUAUGAAUCAUGUAAAUAAAUAGUCUUUACUACUCAUGAUCAAUGUUAUUAAACAAAGAAUUAUUGUACAUCUGAUGGUGUAGAAUGCAUUUCUCUUAAUGAUUGUGAUAAAUACACUAAUCAAGUUUCAUGCGUUUUUAAUAGCAAAGGAGAAAUAAUAUCAAAUAACAAAAUACUUUCUACAGGAAAUUGUAUUUGGGAUAUCUCUGCUAAUCAAUGUAGAGAUCAAAAUUGUCAAGAUUUUAUUGGUACAACUAAUGAAUAAUGUGAAUCAUAACUUUAUUCUUGUACAAGUGAUGGUAAAAUCUGUAUUCCUAAAAUGAAUUGUUCUAACUUUACAAAUUAAGUUCAAUGUUUAAUUGCUAAAAGUGAUGAUGGAUAUUGUUUUUGGUCAAAUGACAAAUGUGAUCUUAUUUCUUGUUCAAAUAUUACUAAACCAACAUCAGUUGAAUAAUGCAAAGAUCAAAAUAUUAAAUGUACUUAUGAUGGUCAAACUUGCAUUACUGUUUCGGAAUGUAAAGAUUAUAAAACAUAAUCUUCCUGUAAUUCUAAAGGAACUGAUGGAUUUUGUUCUUGGAUACCACCUAUUUCAUCUAAUGUUACUACCACUAUAUAACGUAAUAAAUGUGAACUCAAAAAAUCAUGUUAACAAUCUAAUUAAGAUUAAAUUUCUUGUUUGUAAGUUAAAGAUAUUUGUUAUUUUAAAUAAGCUACAAACACAUCAUCAAGUUAAUGUUAAGAACACACUUGCUUCACUUAUUAUGAAUAAAAUAAAAAAUGUUCAUUCUUUUAUAACUGGAAUAAAACUCAAAUAACAUUAUGCUAAUUAUAAAAUAAUACAUGUAAUCCUAUUGCAGAUCCAACACUUUUAAGUUCUAAAGAUUGUUACAUGCUUUCAGGUUAUACACACACAUACAAUAUGACAACAGCAAAAUGUUAAUCUUGUGAACCACCUAGAAAAAAUAUCACUAUCACUGUCAAUCCUAAUUUUGCUAACAAUCUUACUAUCUUUUUGAUUUCAUUAUUAUUUUUUGUUUGA